Molecule: messenger RNA, 918 nt
Organism: Homalodisca vitripennis (glassy-winged sharpshooter)
Lineage: Eukaryota; Metazoa; Arthropoda; Insecta; Hemiptera; Cicadellidae
Exons: 6
Coding region: 197-814 (205 amino acids)
Biological process (GO): double-strand break repair via nonhomologous end joining
Cellular component (GO): DNA ligase IV complex; nucleus
Molecular function (GO): DNA end binding
Source: RefSeq, a predicted model, not a curated record
AAUAUAUGUUACGGAUUUGGUACAGUUAUGGUAUGAGGAUUUACAAGGAGAACAGUUGUUAUGCAGAUGCAAAGAACUAAACAAAUUUCUUGAAGCCAGUGACGAUGUGUUCCACGGUGACAUACUCUCACUGUUAGAAAGUGAGGCUGAUGAUAUUAUCAGAAGUUUCACCACUGUAGAUGACAGCAAAACUCUGAUGUUACAGACAAAUUUGGAAGGUCCCAAAUUCAGAAUAAAGUUUUUUCUGAAGCCAGGAAGUCACAGUGAAUUUUACGAGGAGGUGACCCGACCUCUGCUAACUGUAGUUGCUGAGAUGGAGAGACGGCAUCACCUUCUGGUCGAGGCUAUCAAGGGCAAGGACCUGGAGAUACUCGAGUAUAAGCUGGAAGGAGGACAGAUAUCACGCAAAGCGGUUGAGACUACGCCAUUUGACUUGAAUGCGUUUUCUACAAAGUGCGCAGAAGAUGUUAGCACUACUAAGUCUGUUGUCGUUUCUCAUCCUUCCCAAACAUUUACACCUUUCACGCAAGAUUUGAUGGAGAAAAUUUCAGCCGCUCCAAUAUUACCUUCAAAAACAUUAUCAUUCAGAGAAGAAAAAGUAACUGUUAAGAAGACGUCAACAAUAAAAUUAAAAUCUCCCUCCAAGAAUAAAAAACCCAAGAUGUACGACGAUGAUGAUGAAGAUGAAGACUGUGGUAUGAACAAUGAAACAAAACAGGAUCAAAAUCAGACAGAAGUAAAGCAAGAAGAUCAGACCAAACAAAGAAAAUCAAAAGAAAACCGAAGAGUAAAAAAAGUGUUAACAAAUUUGUGAUUUUUUUCAACUUUCUCAAUUCUACUGAAUUUGGUUUACAUACUGUAAUAAUUAGUGAUAUAAUAUUGCAAUAAAGUUUUUACUAUUUAUAAAUUGUUCCAAAA